AUGUCGCUCCCCGAGCGGCCGGGCAUGGUGAGUCCCCAGUAUGACCGCCGGACUGCUUACCGGCAGUCUUCUUCGACGUCGAGACGCCACCGUCCGAGCGACAUCGAGACCGGUGGUUUUUAUCCAGCCUCUGGAGGGGGGAUGUCCUCACAUCAACGUGCGCCGUCUGGAAAUUCUUUCGCUGAGACGAUCCGCAAUCCUAAUGGAACCACAGAGAAAUCGCCUCUUUCCCCCACCGGCCUGGAAGAACCCUCCGCGGGCAUGCCCUCGCGCAAGAGAAGCCUCAUACGGCCUGAGAGAAACAGAAUCGAUAAGGACCACCCAAACUAUCACUACCGAAAGCAUGCCGCGAAUAUGGAUACCCUCCCGUCCUCUACCGGCAACGACCCGAUUUUUGAAGAUAUUGAGGGGAGGACUGACCUGUCUGCGGACCGGACCGUUGAUGGCGCUUCCGACACCUCGCCCCCUCGAAGGCAAGGCAGCGGGGAUAGCGAGAAAAACAAAUCCAAGUCUGCCAAACGCAGGCGGCGUUCGUCGGGUGCCAAAUUAUCGAAAUCGACCAGGGAAGCUAAGCGCCGAGCGCCGAAGGAGACGAUUAGUCCUCCGAGCAUCUGGAACGUGUACUGCGCCAUCAUCACGUUCUGGUGUCCCGAUUUCAUCCUGAGCUGCUGUGGCUUUCGUGCGAAGGAGCAGAGGAGAGCCUGGAGGGAAAAGAUGGGUCUCAUCAGCAUCAUCCUCUACAUCAUGGCCUUCGUCGGGUUCUUGACCUUCGGCUUCCAGCAGACUGUCUGCGCCGCCGCCGGCGUCCGUCUCCAUGCAAACGAGGUGUCCAACGGUUACAUGAUUUUUCACGGAAUUGCUUACGAUCUGACUAGAUCCGGCCACCCCCCGGCUGAUGGUAUCCCGCUCCACGAGGACGGGUCGUUUUCCAACGUUUUAUACGACUUGCCUACCAAAUACGGCGGCAUGGAUGGCAGCUUUCUUUUCCAAAAUGUCAAUGGCAGAUGCAAAGGGAUUAUCACGCUUGCGGACGGGUCGCCCGUCCCUCACGACGAAAGCGAUCGAGAUGAGCUUGCCUGGUAUUUCCCCUGUACAGCGUUCAACCACGACGGCUCGUCGACGCCGAACUUUACGAGCCCGUUCUACACUGGUUACGCAUGUCAUACUUCCCAAGUCGCCCGAGACACGUUCUAUCUCAGGCUCCGCGGCACUGGCGACGUAUUUUACACUUGGGACGACAUUAAGAACAGCUCGCGCAAUCUGGUCGUAUAUUCUGGGACUGUUCUUGAUCUAGACUUGCUGAACUGGUUCAACGAAGACGAGGUUAACAUUCCGGAUCGUUUCAAGGAGCUGAGAAACAAGAACUCUGCCGUUAACCGGGCCAUCCAUGGCCGCGAUAUCACUCGGGCUUUCCAGAAGCCUGCGGAUAAGCGGAUCGCAGAAUGCCUCGAGGAAACCAUCAAAGUCGGAACUGUGGAUACGGACACCGUCGGAUGUAUCGCGUCUCAAGUGGUACUUUACGUGUCUCUGAUAUUGAUUCUCUCGGUCGUGCUAGUCAGGUUCGGUCUGGCUCUGAUAUUCCAAUGGUUCAUCAGCCGCAAAUACGCAGCUAUCAAGACGUCGCAAACGGCAGACAAAAAGAAGCGAAACCAGCAGAUCGAGGACUGGAGCGAGGAUAUCUACCGAGCUCCCCCGCGAAUGUUCGGCGAUGUUAACAGCAGCGUCGGGAGUUCUGAUCGCACUAGCAAGCGUACUAGCACUUUCCUGCCCACAACGUCUCGCUUCUCGGCAGUCUAUGGCGCUGAUAGAAAUGUCCGACGGCCACAGCCAACGACCAUGGCCAGCCAGGCAUCCACAGGACCUCUUCUCCACCCCAACUCGAUAUACAAACAGGGCAAUGACAGCAGGUCGAGCAUGCUCCGUUCCGAUCCGUAUGGAAGCUCGGCUAGCCCGACUGACGGAUACGGCCCCUCUGGGUUCAUUCACGAAGCCGUGGUCCCUCAGCCCCCUUCCGACUAUCAACCAUUCGGGUUCCCCUUGAUUCAUUCCAUAUGCCUCGUCACAGCCUAUUCAGAGGGAGAGAUGGGUCUCCGAACCACGCUCGAUUCCAUCGCCAUGACUGAUUAUCCCAACAGCCACAAGGUCAUCCUCGUCAUCUGUGACGGUAUCAUCAAGGGCAAGGGCGAAGCCAUGGCGACUCCCGACAUCGUGCUAGGCAUGAUGAAAGAUCAUACUCUAUCUCCGGAGGACGUUCAGGGUUUCUCGUAUGUCGCCGUGGCCAGCGGUUCGAAGCGGCACAACAUGGCUAAGGUGUAUGCUGGAUUCUACGACUAUGGUGCUAAGUCCCCUAUCCCGAUAGACAAGCAGCAGAGGGUCCCUAUGAUGCUAGUGGUCAAGUGUGGCACGCCGGACGAGGCUGCCAAGGCUAAGCCGGGCAACCGAGGCAAGCGUGACAGUCAGAUUAUCCUGAUGUCCUUCCUCCAGAAGGUCAUGUUCGAUGAGCGCAUGACGGAGCUCGAAUUCGAGAUGUUCAACGGCCUCUGGAAGGUAACCGGUAUAUCUCCCGACUACUACGAAGCUGUUCUCAUGGUCGACGCCGAUACCAAGGUCUUCCCAGACAGCUUGACGCACAUGCUGUGCGCUAUGGUUCGCGACCCUGACAUCAUGGGACUUUGCGGCGAGACGAAGAUCGCCAAUAAGAGGCAGAGUUGGGUCUCGGCCAUCCAGGUUUUCGAGUACUUCAUCUCGCAUCAUCUGUCCAAGUCUUUCGAGUCGGUCUUCGGAGGCGUAACCUGCCUCCCCGGCUGUUUCUGCAUGUACCGGAUCAAGGCUCCCAAGGGCGCACAAAACUACUGGGUUCCCAUCCUAGCCAACCCAGACGUUGUUGAGCACUACUCGGAGAAUGUCGUCGACACGCUGCACAAGAAGAACCUCUUGCUCCUCGGCGAGGAUCGAUAUCUGACUACGCUUAUGCUCCGAACCUUCCCCAAGCGAAAGCAGGUCUUCGUCCCCCAGGCGGUUUGCAAGACCACGGUCCCCGACGAGUUUAUGGUCCUACUUUCUCAGAGACGACGGUGGAUUAAUUCCACAAUCCACAACCUGAUGGAGCUUGUUUUGGUCAAGGAUCUCUGCGGUACCUUUUGUUUCAGCAUGCAGUUUGUUGUCUUUAUCGAGCUGAUCGGAACUCUGGUGCUUCCUGCGGCCAUCGCGUUCACCUUCUAUGUUGUCAUAUCUUCCAUCGUGGGCCCGGAACCACAAAUUAUUCCGCUUAUCCUGUUGGCUCUGAUCCUGGGUCUGCCGGCUGUCCUAAUCAUUGUCACGGCUCACUCAUGGUCCUACGUCGUGUGGAUGUUGAUCUAUCUCCUGUCGCUCCCGGUCUGGAAUUUCGUCCUCCCAACCUACGCGUUUUGGAAGUUUGACGAUUUCUCCUGGGGUGACACUCGGAAGACGGCGGGCGAGAAGACGAAGAAGGCCGGUAUCGAAUACGAGGGCGAAUUCGACAGCAGCAAGAUCACCAUGAAGCGCUGGGCGGAGUUCGAGCGAGAGCGCCGGAUCAAGGACAGCUACUGGGCAUCGAAGGAGAGUGUCGCUGGGAGCAAUUGGCCCGGUACUGGCCCGAACAGCGCACCGUAUCAUCCCUACGAUGAUCAGUAUUAUUCCGAUGCAUAGGACGGAUGGAGGACAAGAUGAGUGCUGGAAAGGGAGCGGAAAAGUGCUCCGGAGCGAGAGAGGAUGGGGGCCGGAAGAAUAAUAGACAGGAGGGAAAGCGGGGUGACGAGCUCACUCACUUACACUAUGAGGAAUCGACGCUGUUGACAAGUUAUGGGUCGGUGGAUGGCGGCUAUCAUCGUCAUCGCCGGUCGUCGCCGGCAGCUUUGUUUUCCGACACAGCUCGACUAAUUCAGUUCGGGACCGCCAGCCACGUGUGUCUGGCGAGGGGCGCGAGAAACCUACCUGAUCACGCCUUAAUCUUGCCCGUCCCCUACCUCAAGGGAGUAUUUGGCGUUUACCCAAUGGUUUGCAAACGACAGACAAAUCUGUACAUACAAAUCCAUAGCUCUCUCCCAGACACGCCGUCUCGCAGAGAAAGGGGGUUUGUCGGUCCCGUUCGCGACCUGAAAAUUAAUUAACUCGGCGAAAUUAGCUACAUGUUUACACUGCUACGUAUCUCGGUCUACAUGCACAGAUUUAUAUACUAGGUGUGAGAUGGCGUCUCAUGUGACGACGACAACGGUUCGCCCGUCCCCUACCCUACCUCACUGCCCCCUCCCCGGCCCGGCCCUACCCUGCUUCUCGCUUCUUCGUCUAGACUCUCUUCUUU
This is a messenger RNA of Durotheca rogersii, 4321 nucleotides long. RefSeq names its product glycosyltransferase family 2 protein. Bases 1 to 3669 code for a protein of 1222 amino acids. Lineage: Eukaryota; Fungi; Ascomycota; Sordariomycetes; Xylariales; Xylariaceae. Gene Ontology annotation, cellular component: cell periphery; cell septum. Gene Ontology annotation, molecular function: chitin synthase activity. The record is from RefSeq and is a predicted model, not a curated record. The transcript is spliced from 2 exons.